Molecule: messenger RNA, 2025 nt
Organism: Aspergillus heteromorphus CBS 117.55
Lineage: Eukaryota; Fungi; Ascomycota; Eurotiomycetes; Eurotiales; Aspergillaceae
Product: putative AMP-binding enzyme
Exons: 3
Coding region: 1-2025 (674 amino acids)
Biological process (GO): long-chain fatty acid metabolic process
Cellular component (GO): endoplasmic reticulum; membrane
Molecular function (GO): long-chain fatty acid-CoA ligase activity
Source: RefSeq, a predicted model, not a curated record
AUGCUAUUCUCUCAGCAGCCCCUUCACCUCGCGCGUGCCAAUGAGCUGCGACAAGAACCCCCCAAAGGCACUCCUUACUCCGUGGCCCUGCCAGGAACAGAACAACCGGGGCGAAGUAAGGUCUACCGGGCAUGGAACUCAACGGAAGGUAUCCUGAAGUCUUUGGACCCGCAGGUCCUCACGGCGCAUGACAUUUUCGAGUCCACCGCAAAUAGAUUGCCGAAAAACCACUGUCUGGGAUGGCGCCCGUACAAUCGUACAACAAAGACGUACGGCCCUUACCAAUGGAUGGAUUACCAGACAGUCCAAAAACGACGGACUGACUUUGGUGCCGGUAUAGUGGAGCUGCAUCACAGACACGGGUGCAGUAGUCCCGGUCAGUACGGUGUUGGACUUUGGUGUCAAAAUCGCCCGGAGUGGCAAUUGACUGAUUUGGCAUGCAUGUCCCAAAGCCUGUAUUCGGUUUCCAUUUAUGAUGUCCUCGCCCCAGAUGCGACUGAAUAUAUCAUUAAUCACGCACAUCUGCACUGUGUUGUGACUUCGUUGCCACAUAUUCCCACGCUGCUCAAGCUGAAGCCCCAAUUGCCUAACCUCAAGAUCAUUAUCAGCUUGGAUCCUUUGGAUGCUGGCGAAGAAAACGGUUACUCUAAGCACGCCCUCCUCGAGUCGGUAGCAGCCGGAAAAGAUGUGUCUAUCUACUCGAUCGACCAAGUGGAAGAACUAGGCAUUUCAUCGCAACGUCCUUGCAACCCACCCUCUCCCCCUGAUAUCAUCACUGUCAACUAUACGUCUGGUACCACUGGCGCUCCGAAGGGCGUGGUUUUGACACACGAGAACGCUGUAGCAGCAUCGUCAGGUGCCCUCAUGAUCUUCACACAAACAGCGGGUGAUACUCUGGCCUCUUACCUUCCGUUAGCCCAUAUCUAUGCUCGUAUGGCUGAGCAUGCAGCCUUUUGGGCAGGGGCCCGUAUCGGAUACUUCCAUGGAAACAUCCUGGAGCUCGUUGAUGACCUAAAGCUGCUCAAGCCAACCGGUUUCAUGUCCGUUCCUCGCCUUUACACUCGAUUCGGGAACGCCAUUCGCUCCUCCACUGUUGAGCAGCCUGGGUUCAAAGGUGCAUUGUCAAGACAUGUUGUCUCCACCAAGACCGCGAAUCUGCGGAACCCCGACCCUAGCAAGGCCACUAUAAAGCAUGCCCUGUAUGAUCGUAUCUGGGCCAAGAAGGUUGCCGCCGCUAUUGGCCUGGAUCGUGCGAGAAUGAUGGUCUCUGGCUCCGCGCCUUUGGACCCGUCACUUCACCAGUUCCUCCGGGUUACUCUUGGCGUCGAUCUCAUUCAGGGUUAUGGUUUGACUGAGACGUACGCCAUGGCGUGUGCGCAGCCCCUUACGGACUUGACUGCUGGCAAUUGUGGAUCGCUAGCUCCUUGCACGGAAGCUUGCUUGUUGUCUCUACCAGAUAUGGAAUACUCUGUUGAUGACAAGCCGCACCCUCGGGGCGAGCUCCUUCUCCGUGGCUCAAAUGUUUUUCGCGAGUAUUUCAGGGACCCGGAAGAGACUACCAAGGCGAUGACCGAAGAUGGCUGGUUCCGAACCGGCGAUGUUUGCACCAUCGAUGACAUGGGCCGCAUUAUUAUCAUUGACCGUCGAAAGAACGUCCUCAAGCUAGCACAGGGAGAAUACAUCUCGCCAGAGCGGCUGGAGGGUGUUUACUUAUCAGAGAUGGGCUAUUUGGCUCAGGGUUAUGUCCAUGGCGACAGCAUGCAGACAUUCUUGGUGGCUAUAUUUGGCGUCCAGCCUGAUACGUUUGCCGCAUUUGCCGGCAAGGUGCUCGGCCGAACGGUCGAAGCCACGGAUAUUGAGGGUAUCAAAUCAAUUGUCAACGAUACCCGGAUCCGUCAAGCUGUACUGAAGGAUCUCGAGCGGAUUGCCAGAAAGCACAAGCUUGCUGGGUACGAAAGAGUCAAAAACUGCGCUCUGAUGGUUGAUCCAUUCACGAUUGAGAACAACUUGCUCACCCCCACGUAA